Plasmodium relictum is the source of this 762-nucleotide messenger RNA. It is a transcript of the gene ETRAMP, whose product is annotated as early transcribed membrane protein. Lineage: Eukaryota; Apicomplexa; Aconoidasida; Haemosporida; Plasmodiidae. The transcript has a single exon. The record is from RefSeq and is a predicted model, not a curated record. Bases 1 to 762 code for a protein of 253 amino acids.
AUGAAAAUUUCAAAUAUAUUUAUUGUUCUUGUUCUUUUGUCAAUUACGAAUUUAUUAAAAACAUGUUUAUCUGUAGAAAAAAAUUUACUGGAAAAGUUCAGAGCUUUAGAGAAAUCUAGCGAUAAAAUGAAUAAAAAAAAAAAAAAUAAAAUAAUUGCCGCAUGUUUAGGUGUAGGUUUAGUAGCAAUUGCAGUAGCCACGGGAGUAGGACUUAUCAUUUAUAAGAAAAAUUCAAAAAAAAGAAAUUCACGUACCGAUGUUCCUCUAAAUAGAAAAAAAUACGGAGAAGAAGGAAAUAAACAUUCUAGUAAGGAAAGUUUUAAGAAAAUGGUAUUUAAUUUAGCUACGAAACAGUUUAGUGAUAUGAGUUAUGAUGAAAAAUUAAAUAUGAUUAAAGAUAAAAAUUAUUUUAGAGAAAUGAUUAAAGAACUAGCAGAAAAAGAAAAUAUUUCAAUUAGCAAAUAUGAAGUGGACAACAUAAUUAAUCAUAUCAAUUCAGGUCUCAAGGAUAAAUUUGAUUUGUUUUUAAAUAAUAAUCGUAAUAAAGACGUAAUGCUCAGUAUUGAAAAUGAAGCGCUCAAUGAAUUGGAACAUUUUUUUAAUAAUUUAAGUGAAGAAAAAAAAAUUUUCACUUCGUUUCCUUAUAAGUUUGUGAGUGACACUAUUAAAAGUGCUGCAACAAGUAAAGGGAUAAUACUUUCAAAAGAAGAAUUAGAACCUUUGAUUGACAAUGUGAAUUUUAAAUUAUUUUUUUUAAAUUAA